This is a messenger RNA of Colletotrichum truncatum, 1113 nucleotides long. RefSeq names its product sur7 protein. The record is from RefSeq and is a predicted model, not a curated record. Gene Ontology annotation, biological process: fungal-type cell wall organization. NCBI's taxonomy places the organism in Eukaryota, Fungi, Ascomycota, Sordariomycetes, Glomerellales, Glomerellaceae. Gene Ontology annotation, cellular component: cell cortex of cell tip; plasma membrane.
AUGGUCGGUAUUGGUGGUCGAAUAACCGCUAUCAUCCCAAUCAUUGCAUCAGCUGUCGCUGUUGCGCUUUCGAUUGUUCUCUUGACUGCUGGUUCCAGCACCAGUAGUGGCAACACCAACUACUGGCUAUCGCUUAACACAUCGAAAGUCGGACAGCAACUGAUCAAAAUUGAGGCGGCAAAUAAUACGAAUGGAAACGGAAAUGGUAAUGGUAACGGGGGCUUGCCCGGUCUUCCUGGACUUCCAACCCCCACCAUUCCAGGUCUUCCUCAGCCGUCCGAUCCCACAGGCAUCACAAGCGGCCUCAACGGUAUACUUGGCGGCCUCCUCGGAAACUUGACAAACGCGGUUGGGAACGGUGUGGAGGAUCUCGAGGGGCAGUUGAUGGGUAACCUGACGCAGGCCUUGGGAGUGAAGGAUACCUAUAAUCUUUUUCUUUCAAAAAUGUGCGAAGGCAACUACGCAAAUGAGAACGAUCCCAAGUCCAAGACCUCUAUCAUAUCAUGUUCGAGCUACGACGAUAAGGGAAAAGGCCUACGCAAUAUCACGGACUCCAUCCCCUCUUCCUUCGUAAUUGCAACUGCGAAUGUUUCAGUUCCACUCGUAUCAGCGCUGAGAGGCACCAUUGACCAGGUCGUUUCACUUGCUACCACCGGUGCGAAGGCCAUGAUGGCCCUGCUGGCAAUUGGCACGGCUUGUGCCGGCAUAACUCUGCUUGCCACACUACCGAUCAUAAUUGUCGGGUUCUGGCGUGUUCUCGUCAUUGUUUCACUGAUAUUUUCAAUGAUUGCGGCUACGGUUCUACCUCUCUUUGCAGCUGUCACCACGGGUAUCGUCAUCGGCGGUAAACACAUGCUUGACAAGCAAGGCGAUGCAUUUGGAAUCCAGAUACGUCAGGGCGGUCCUUUCAUCGCCAUGUCUUGGGUUGCUGCUGUGGCGUCGAUGGCAGCAGCUACAUAUUGGUUCAUGAUGUGGUUCGUCAGCUUUAGGAGGACAGCAUUCAGCCGACGCAAGCGGACGGAGAACGAGAUUGGCAAUUGGGGGGGCAUUUUUCGCGAGGUCAAAGCAGAUUUAAAAACUUGGGAAACUUCUGAAAAUGGCGGCGAAAAAUAA